Aethina tumida (small hive beetle) is the source of this 906-nucleotide messenger RNA. RefSeq names its product cytochrome c. Bases 181 to 507 code for a protein of 108 amino acids. Gene Ontology annotation, biological process: mitochondrial electron transport, ubiquinol to cytochrome c; mitochondrial electron transport, cytochrome c to oxygen. Gene Ontology annotation, cellular component: mitochondrial intermembrane space. The transcript has 3 exons. Gene Ontology annotation, molecular function: electron transfer activity; heme binding. The record is from RefSeq and is a predicted model, not a curated record. Lineage: Eukaryota; Metazoa; Arthropoda; Insecta; Coleoptera; Nitidulidae.
AUGUUAUAUAACACAUCGCCAUCUGUUGAUAAGCACGUGGAAACGAGAGAAGGGAAUCUGCAGCGCGGUCACCUUGCGCGGGUGCCGAUUUGCAAAUAUCGAUCAGUCACUUCCCGUCUGCGGAGUUGUCAGUGUGUGCUGUGAUAGCUUUAAUUUAUUCUCACAAAACACCAAUCAAAAAUGGGCGUACCAGCCGGUGACGUAGAAAAGGGAAAAAAGAUCUUCGUGCAAAGAUGCGCGCAGUGUCACACCGUCGAAGCUGGCGGCAAACACAAGACCGGUCCCAACCUCCACGGAUUGUUCGGUAGGAAAACCGGACAAGCCGCCGGUUUCGCUUACACCGACGCCAACAAAGCUAAAGGUAUUACAUGGAACGAAGAUACUUUGUUCGAGUACUUGGAAAACCCCAAGAAAUACAUCCCCGGUACCAAGAUGGUGUUCGCCGGUCUGAAAAAGCCCAACGAACGUGGCGAUCUGAUCGCUUACCUCAAAGCCUCCACCAAGUGAAGGACUUAAAUAAUACAAUUACAAUUACAACUACCCAACAUGAAUUUAAAAAAUUAUGAUACUGGACUCUUUGAUUAAUUUAUUAUUUCCGUAUUUAGUGUGACACUAUGUUAUUGUAGAUAGAUUUCGAAAUUAUCUAUGAUUUUACUGUGUGGGUAUCAUAGUUUUUUAAUUUGUGCUGCGGUUUUGUGUCAGUAGUAUUUUCAUUGUAUGAGACGGUUUGAUCACUUGUCUGCGAUGUGAACACUUGUACAAACUAGCCAAUUUAUAAAAAAUUUGUUUUUCCUUUUGAAAACAAUUUACGGAACGCUGUACAGUAUGCAUUAGAUAAUUUUAUUUCUAUGUGUUUCUUUUACGUUGUUACCUCCACAAUAUUUAAAUAAAUUAUUUAUAAAUAAA